Molecule: messenger RNA, 1238 nt
Organism: Lactuca virosa
Lineage: Eukaryota; Viridiplantae; Streptophyta; Magnoliopsida; Asterales; Asteraceae
Source: the annotation of a GenBank genome assembly
CUACCCAGAAAAUUGUUAGCUUUUUAGAACGGAUAGGAAACAAUAUUACUCUCGAAAAAACGAAAAAGCAUCGGUGGUUGAAUCAACCGUUCUCCUCCCUGUCGCACCAGACAAAGUGGUUGUAAUUGAGCCACUCGGCAGCAAUGGCUGUUCACCUAUCAGGUGUAUUUUUCAGUAAAGCUUCAAUUUCACCACCUAUUUUUCAACAUCGAAGGAGACCACCAUUAACGGUGGUUGCAGCCGCCUCUGCCGCGCCUCCUCCUUCACUCCCACCCACUAUUCAGACUGUUGGUGGGAAAAGUGCAAGUUGGUAUGGAAAUAGUGACAUGAAUUCUAGUAAUUCAAUGGUCUCUUUUGAAGAGGAGUAUGAUUGGGCUGAUCUUGAGACCGAUCUUUACCACUGGACAAAAUCAUUGCGUCCUGUUCAGUGGUACCCAGGCCAUAUUGGAAAAACAGAAAGAGAACUCAAAGAACAGCUCAAGUUGAUGGAUGUUGUCAUAGAAGUAAGAGAUGGUAGGAUCCCAAUGUCCACAAGCCACCCUCUGAUGGAUUCAUGGCUGGGUAAUAGAAAAAGAAUCUUGGUAUUGAACAGAGAAGACAUGAUAUCAACUGCUGACCGGAAUGCUUGGGCAGAUUAUUAUGGCAGACAAGGAAUAAAAGUUGUCUUCUCCAAUGGACAGCUUGGAAUGGGAAGCAUGAAGUUAGGAAGAUUAGCAAAGUCAGUAGCUGCAGAGGUGAAUAUGAAACGUAGAGCAAGAGGGCUGCUUCCUCGUGCAGUUCGAGCUGGAAUAGUUGGUUACCCAAAUGUUGGAAAGUCUUCUUUGAUCAAUCGUCUACUGAAGCGUCGUAUGUGCCCAGCUGCUCCAAGACCAGGUGUAACACGAUCAUUAAAAUGGGUUCGUUUUGGAAGUGAUCUAGAGUUGUUGGAUUCUCCUGGAAUAAUCCCAAUGAGGAUGAGUGAUCAAUCAGCAGCUAUAAAGCUUGCUAUUUGUGAUGACAUUGGGGAAAAAUCGUAUGAUUUUACAGAUGUUGCGGGUGUUCUUGUACAAAUGCUCUCGAAGCUUCCGGAAGCAAAUAACAAUGUUCUUUGGGAGCGUUACAAGAUUGACACAGAUGGUCGAUGUGGUAGAACAUUUGUCCACAAACUUGCAAUCGAGUUGUUCAAUGGAGAUGAGCAUCAAGCGGCCUUUCGGAUCUUGUCAGACUUUAGAAAAGGGCGAUUAGGGAAGAAGAUAUGA